Molecule: messenger RNA, 4973 nt
Organism: Scleropages formosus (Asian bonytongue)
Lineage: Eukaryota; Metazoa; Chordata; Actinopteri; Osteoglossiformes; Osteoglossidae
Gene: npc1l1
Product: NPC1-like 1
Exons: 18
Coding region: 106-4095 (1329 amino acids)
Biological process (GO): cholesterol homeostasis; sterol transport; intestinal cholesterol absorption
Cellular component (GO): plasma membrane
Molecular function (GO): lipid carrier activity; cholesterol binding
Source: RefSeq, a predicted model, not a curated record
GCAGACACCUGUGCGGUUCCCUUGGCCGCCCCGGGACCAGACACACUCCAGUAAGGCUGUUUGACAGCUUCCUCUCAAACAUCAAGGGACUAUAACUGAGAAGCAAUGAUUCGAACGCUCACCUUUCUCUCCUUUCUUGCCUGUCUGAUCAUUUCAGAAGCUCAGCACGAACCAGGGUUCUGCACAUUUUAUGAAGAAUGUGGCAUUAAUCCUGAUGUGACUGGUAGCCUGAUCACUCCCACCAUUCCCUGUCUGAACUACAGCACAGCAAGGCUUUUGGACAAAAUCCAUUACCUGAAGCUGAAGUCUGUAUGUCCAAUGCUGGACCAAGGGGAGGGCAAAACCUUCGCCUGCUGUUCAUUAGGUCAGCUCAUAUCCCUGGAGAAGAGCCUGAGUUUGUCCAAGGCUGUCCUGAUCCGGUGUCCCUCCUGUGCGGAGAACUUUGCUCACCUGCACUGUGUCACAACCUGCAGCUCCAACCAAAGCCUGGUGGUCAAUGUCACACGCACCAUCAAGGUCAACACUACUGGGCUGGAAAAGGAUGCCGUGACGGCCUACCAGGCCUACAUCUCGACAACGUUUGCCGAUGCAGCGUUCAGGUCCUGUCGGAACGUACGAGUCCCGGUCACUGGAGGAUUUGCUAUCGCCACCAUGUGUGGCCUUUACGCAGCCACUCUGUGUACCCCCCAGCGCUGGUAUGACUUCCAGGGGGACUCCAGCAAUGGCCUGGCACCCCUGGACAUUGACUUUCGACUCAUCCCACCAGGUGCACCUGUACCGUCAGGCAUCGUGCCCUAUAAUGGGAAAGUGCCAGGAUGCAACGAAACCUCAAGCACAGGCAACGAGCCCUGCUCCUGCCAGGACUGCAAAGAAAUGUGCCCCUUUAUUCCUCCCCCCACUUCCCCACCCCAGCCCUUCAAAAUAGGCCACAUAGAUGGUCUCCUGGCGGUGUGUCUGUCUAUCUUCUGUUCACUACUUCUCUUCUUCGUUUGCUUCCUGCUGCUAAGAACCUCAGACCACUACUUUAAGUCUAGAAAUAAAGUUAAAGACAAAAAUGGCAAUGAUUUAAGUCAGGAACUCAUGGAGCCUAAAGAUGUGACUUGUACUGACAGGAACAGCCUUGCCACACAAGAGUUCCUGGGAUCCCUGUUCCAGAAAUGGGGUACCCUAAUGGCCACACACCCUCUGAAAACACUUCUGGCUUCCGCAGUGGUGGUUGUGGUCUUUGCAGUUGGCCUAAUGUACAUUGAGCUGACCACCGACCCCGUGGAGCUCUGGUCUGCACCCGACAGCCGUGCCAGACAAGAGAAAGACUUCCAUGACGAAUACUUUGAGCCUUUCUUCCGCACAAACCAGCUGAUCCUCACAGCACCGGGCUACCCAGGCCACUUUUAUGACUCCCUACUCUUUGGCAUGUACAACUUCAGUGGCAUAAUCACAAAAGACCUGAUCCUGCAGCUGCUGGAGCUACAGACCAGGAUCCAGGCCAUUGAGUUUUGGUCCGAUGACCUAAACCGCACUGUCACCUUGAAGGACAUCUGCUUCGCUCCCCUCAACCCCAAAAAUCCAUCGCUGUCAGACUGUGCGGUCAACAGCCUGCCACAGUACUUCCAAAACAGUGUGGAAAACCUGAAUGCCAAAGUGAACAUGACAAAACUGGGGGUGACCAAGGAAGUCGACUGGAGGGAUCAUUUCAUCUACUGCAUAAACUCUCCGCUGUCUUUCAAAGACAUGACAGACCUUGGCUUGAGCUGCAUGUCCGAGUACGGUGGUCCCGUCUUCCCAUUCUUGGCAGUGGGAGGUUAUGAAAAUGAGGACUACACCAUGGCAGAGGCACUGAUACUGACCUUCUCUCUGAACAACUACCCCCGGGACAGCGUCAAGUUCAAACUUGUGGAGAAAUGGGAACAAAUGUUUUUAGACAUUGUGGCAGAGUACCAGAAGAACCCAGCCACCAAUUUCACAUUUGCUUACAUGGCAGAACGGUCCCUCGAGGAUGAGAUUAACCGGACGACAGCGGAGGACAUUCCAAUCUUCAUGAUCAGCUAUGCUGUGAUCUUCGUGUACAUCGCUGUCGCACUGGGCGAAUAUUCCUCCUUUAAACGCAUAUUGGUGGACUCUAAAAUCCUGGUUGGUCUGGGUGGGAUUUUAGUGGUUGGAUGCUCAGUCUUGGCUUCCAUGGGAUUUUAUGCCUGGAUCGGCAUUUCCUCCUCACUAGUCAUCCUGCAGGUGGUACCAUUCCUGGUGCUGGCCGUCGGAGCAGACAACAUUUUCAUAUUUGUUCUGGAAUACCAGAGGGACAAGCGGAGGCCUGGGGAGACCAGAGAGGAGCACAUUGGUCGAGUCCUUGGCAGAGUUGCUCCCAGCAUGCUCCUUUGCAGCCUCUCAGAAUCCAUCUGUUUCUUCCUUGGGGCACUUAGCAGCAUGCCGGCCGUCAAGUCCUUCGCUCUUUAUGCAGCCCUUGCUGUGGUGAUGGACUUCCUGCUGCAGAUGACAGCCUUUGUGGCCGUGCUGUCACUGGAUGCCCAGCGGCAGGACCGCAAUCGUUGUGACCUGGCAUUGUGUGUGACUGUGUCCACACCCCGGCCCUCCAAACCCAGUCAGGGCUUCCUGCUGCCUUUCAUGAAGCGUUACUACGCCCCGGUGUUGCUGAAACCUGUCACUAGGAUCAUUGUGGUUGUAGUGUUCCUCUUCAUGUUCUGUGCCUCAAUCUUCCUGAUGUUCCACGUGACUGUUGGUUUGGAUCAGGAGUUGGCAUUGCCCACGGAUUCCUACAUGCUGGAAUACUUCAAAUAUCUGAAUAUGUAUUUUGAAGUAGGCGUGCCCACAUAUUUCAUCACCACCCGGGGCUUUAACUUCUCGACGACAGAGGGCAUGGAUGCUGUGUGCUCCAGCGUGGGCUGCGACCCCUUCUCACUCACCCAGAAGAUACAGUAUGCCACAGAGUACCCAGACAAGUCCUUCCUGGCUAUUCCAGCUUCCUCCUGGGUGGAUGACUUCAUCGACUGGCUCAACCCUGGCUCUCGAUGCUGUCGACUGUACACUUCUGGCCUCGAUAUAGGGGAGUUUUGCCCUGCCUCUGAGCCCUACAACAAGUGCAUGAUAAACUGCGUUCGUGCCACCAUCAAUGUUACCCUAAGGCCCACGGUUGACCAGUUUAACAAGUACCUGCCCAUCUUCCUGGACAACGUGCCAGACUUGGAGUGCCCCAAAGGGGGCCUGGGAGCCUAUGACAAAGCUGUGGUGAGAGACACGAACGGAGAAAUCAUAGCAUCACGGUUCAUGGCCUACCACACGCCACUCAAAAACUCCCAGGAAUACACAGAGGCCCUGAGGGCGGCGCGGCAGUUAGCGGCCAACAUCACCCGCAGCAUGCGCGAGGUUAACGGCACCGCGUCGGACUUUGAAGUUUUCCCUUACACGGUGACUUACCUGUUCUACGAGCAGUACCUUACCAUCGUGCCCGAGGGCCUCUUCAACAUCGCCGUGUGCCUGGUGCCAACCUUUGUGGUCUGCUGCAUCCUGUUGGGCAUGGAUGUGCGCUCAGGCCUGCUCAACCUGUUAACCAUUGUCAUGAUCACAGUGGACACUGUGGGGGUUAUGACACUGUGGGGCAUCGACUACAACGCCGUAUCCCUCAUCAACCUCGUCACGGCCGUGGGCAUCUCAGUGGAGUUCGUGUCCCACCUGACUCGCUCCUUUGCUCUUAGCACCUGUCCCACACAUGUGGAGAGAGCCAAGGAGGCCACAGCCAACAUGGGCAGUGCGGUGUUUGCAGGAGUGGCUAUGACAAACCUGCCCGGCAUCGUGGUGCUGGCAUUUGCCAAAGCGCAGCUCAUCCAAAUAUUCUUCUUCCGCCUGAACCUCGUCAUCACACUGCUGGGUCUGGUGCACGGCCUUGUUUUCCUUCCUGUACUGCUCAGCUUCUUCGGGCCAGGACUGAACACGGCUGUGUUGCUGGAACAGCAGAAGGCGGUGACGACAGCUCAGGAGGCAGAGAGUGACAAGACGCAUGUUUACACCAACAUGAGCUUCGAAGAUUCUGAGAUGGGCCGCCCCCCAGCUGGUAACCAGUCAGCCAAAGCAGCAAGAUAACGGCAUGAUCUAAGACACAGUCUCCACAAUGUCAGCAUCCACACACUAUGAACUGACAAAUUACUUUACCCACGUGAUAUACCUCCAUACAGCACAAAUACAGUGUAGAAUGGCCAGGCUGUGGCCAUUCCACAUUCCGUCUCACAACAGAGAGGGCCAAUGUGCAACAGACGAAGCAGAAGCACUGAGCAAGCAUGGGUUCGGGAGUCAGAUCAUUCUGCUGCAGCAAACUGACUCAGUACUUAACAUAAUCAGCCAUAACCAAACUCUAAAGUCAGCCGCACCUCUUAUUUGUACUUACAGUGUUUCUACUAUGUUGACAAAAAAGACGAGCAAAAAAUACAUUUUUGGCACAUGGACAACAUAAUUACUUGGUGUUAUAAAAUUACAAAAGGGAAACCUUAAAACAGCUAAUUUUAUACUGUAAAUAUUUAAAUGUGUUCUAAAACUUAUGCAUACUAAUUUGUAUCUUACAUAUCAUUUAUAUUUCCCGUUGUGAUGUAAUACCAUGAAAAGACCUUUUUUUGAGUCAGGAGGCAAUGCAACACUCCCUUUUUUACAGCUUCUGUGAGUGAAAAACACAGCAACUGGCUUGAUAUAAACAGUUACGAAAUUGUCAAAAAUACUUACAUAUAUUUCAUGAAUUUUAAACACUGUAAAAAAAUAACUGCAGUUGUAUAUUAAACUGAUAUUUAUUUUUUAUAUUUCUUUGUUUAGUUUAUCUUGCUGAUGAACUUGCUGUAACAUACUGCCAAAUUAUAAAAUUCCAGCGUUUCAACAACUUUCAGUAACCGCUUGUUCUAGGCACGUUGUGGUGCUUUGGAGUCUAUCCUGGAAAUAUAGUGUGCUAGACUAGGCAGGGUAUACCCUGGAAACAA